AUGGGGUUCCUGGAGGAGCAAGAUCUUAGUAAUGUGCCCAGUAUCACAGAAUACUAUAAGGGAAAGACUAUAUUUGUUACUGGAGGCUCAGGUUUCAUGGGCAAGGUGCUGCUGGAGAAGCUUCUGUACUCCUGUAGCGACCUAGACAGGAUCUAUGUGCUGUUGAGGAGUAAGAAGGGAGUUAAUCCAGAGGAUCGUUUGGCUGCCUUGUAUGCCUCGGAAUGCUUUUCCCGACUUCGAAAAGAAAAGCCUGGCCUCUUCGAGUCCAAGGUAUUCUUCAUAGCCGGAGAUUGCAGCGAAAUCGGGCUUGGUAUGUCCGAAGAAGAUAGAGCCUUAAUCGUAAAUCGGGCUCAUAUUGUUUUCCACGUUGCCGCAUCUGUCAGGUUCGACGAUACUUUAAAAGUAGCCGCAGGACUGAACCUAAGAGGUACAAGGGAAUUGGUAGAGCUCGCUAAAGAAAUAAGGAAUUUAGAAGUUUUACUACACGUAUCUACAUCAUACGCGAACACAAACCGCGAGACCAUUGAUGAAGUGGUUUACCCACCGCACGCUAAUUGGAGAGACACGCUAGAAGUAUGUGAGAAGAUGGAUGAAGAGACUCUAAAGCAUUUAACACCUAAAUAUCUAGGAGAAUUACCGAACACAUAUGUAUUUACGAAGCAGUUGGCCGAACAUGUGAUAUAUGAGCAGAAGGGCAAGUUGCCGGUCAUUAUAGCGAGACCUUCCAUAGUAAUUUCCGCAAUCGAGGAACCUUUGCCAGGUUGGAUUGAAAACUUUAACGGUCCCGUUGGACUACUGAUUGCUAGUGGAAAAGGUAUUCUUCGAAGUGUGUACUCCGAUCCCGAUCUGGCUGCAGAUUAUAUACCAGUAGAUGUUGCUAUUAAGAUGUUCAUCGCGGGGGCUUGGCUAAGGGGUACCAAGAAAUUAGAAGCUACGGAUGAAGUGGAAGUAUACCACUGUUCCAGCAGUCACAUGCAAAUAAUGACGGUUGGCGAGAUUGUUGACAACGGCAAAGAAAUCAUUCAAGAAAUGCCAUUCGAUAAUGUAUUGUGGGCGAACAAUGGUGGGGUUACUAAGUCAAGAUUAGCUUAUAAUUUAAGGGUUCUCUUAUUGCAUUUACUUCCGGCUAUACUUGUCGACCUCGUGUUGCGAAUCAUCGGAAGGAAACCUAUGCUUUUCAAAAUACAACGACGCAUAUACACAGCCAACAUCGCCCUUCACCCGUAUCUGACGCAGCAAUGGAAAUUCCUUAACAACAAUUUACUGGCCUUACGUGAAAAAAUUAAAUUGGAAGAUAAAAAAAUGUUUAACUAUGCCGUGGAAAUGAUUGACCAGCUUGAAUACUUCAAGACUGGUGUACGCGCAGGAAAAAUGUAUUUAUUAAAGGAAAAGUUAGAAGAUCUGCCGAAAGCAAAAGCGCAUUAUAGAAG
Messenger RNA from Pieris macdunnoughi, 1430 nucleotides. Lineage: Eukaryota; Metazoa; Arthropoda; Insecta; Lepidoptera; Pieridae. The record is from the annotation of a GenBank genome assembly.